Molecule: messenger RNA, 1130 nt
Organism: Ectocarpus sp. CCAP 1310/34
Lineage: Eukaryota; Phaeophyceae; Ectocarpales; Ectocarpaceae
Source: the annotation of a GenBank genome assembly
AUGUCGCCCUUCUUGUUCGCCGGCGGCAAGCUGGGCCUGGAGACGGCCAAGCGGAUCUGCAUGUGGGAGAGGCUGGAGGUCGGGAUGGGUCGGUGGAGCCUGAACCGACGCUGGGCCCCUUUGAGGCGUAUCUCCUCCUCCUCCUCNCGAAAAGAAACGGAGCGAAACCGCCAGCGAGGCAGCUCAGUGGGAAGCGGAUUGGCGUAGCGCGAAAACCGCAGAAUCCGAGGUGGCAGGAAGCACGCAUGACUUGGUGGCUUGCCGGUCUCUGGUGAAGCGCGCCUCGGACGAGCACGGCAACCCGGUGGAGAACUGGUCGCUCCAGCUCAUCGAGGGCGUCAAUCGCCAUGCGUUCGGCGAGACCCUGCCGCCCGAGGAACAAAUCUGGAUUGCCGAGGAGGUUGACAGGCACAUUCAGGCGUGUCUGAGGGUGAUGGUCGGGGGGGGGGACAGCGGAUAACUACGCCGUCGAUGUUUCAGAUGAACCUUAUGGCGAGCUACCUUGAGUCUCGUUGUGGCUCUUAUAGUUUUGUAGCGACGAGUGAAUGUAUAUGAACGUCCUGCUGUAGUCCUUGGAGCUUGAUUUUAUAUGGGUGGAGGGAAAUGCCUCACUCACCACGGUACCCUGUUUUCUUUGAUACGGGGCUUUUCAAAGAAAUACCGACUGUUAGAGAGGGGCCAAGAAAGGGGAAUAUCCCUCGAUACCUUGCAAGGUGCGGUAGGUGAACGAAUAGAAGAUGCAUGUUAUAGAUGCUUGCUUCGGUGGAGCUGCCGUAAAUGAAUGGAGGGGUCCCGGCUUGCGCACGAUGGGGGUUACAGACAAAGUGAAUACGCGAAUGUCGCGUGGCGGGUUCGGCGUUGGACAUUGUAGACAGGAUGCUGCUGCCGCCAUGUAAUAUAGAUAUAGUACGGUAGAGAUCCCUUGUACGUGGAGGGUUAUUGCACAAGUCUGAGCGUCCGGCAUAGUUUGGGUGAAAAGUGGCUCGAGCAUUAAUAGACCAUCAAUGUGAGCCACACUGCACAGGGACCUCCACUGUAACGUAUGACUCUCUACUUGUCAUGGAAUACUACUGCUUUUAUCGUGUGAUUGAGUCAUGGAGCAGGAAUCUCCCCCCCACUUCAUAUAAUCU